Messenger RNA from Echinops telfairi (small Madagascar hedgehog), 1141 nucleotides. It is a transcript of the gene TRAPPC3, whose product is annotated as trafficking protein particle complex subunit 3. Bases 1 to 540 code for a protein of 179 amino acids. The transcript has 5 exons. Lineage: Eukaryota; Metazoa; Chordata; Mammalia; Afrosoricida; Tenrecidae. Gene Ontology annotation, biological process: endoplasmic reticulum to Golgi vesicle-mediated transport; intra-Golgi vesicle-mediated transport. The record is from RefSeq and is a predicted model, not a curated record. Gene Ontology annotation, cellular component: cis-Golgi network membrane; TRAPP complex; cytosol.
AUGUCGAGGCAGGCGAAUCGUGGCACCGAGAGCAAGAAAAUGGUAACCCGGCGUGCGCGCCCUCGGCGGGUGGGACGGCACUGGGACGCGCUGGGGCGGGAGGGCCGCUGGAAUAGCCGAGCCCCCUACCCCCUUCCAAGAAUGAGAGGCCCGGCCGAGUGCUGGACCAACAACGACGACGGUGCUAAUAACAGGAGGUGCCACGACUUUCGGGAAACUGCAGAUGUUAUCGCCAAGGUGGCGUUUAAGAUGUACCUGGGCAUCACUCCCAGCAUCACCAAUUGGAGCCCAGCGGGUGACGAAUUCUCCCUCAUUUUGGAAAAUAACCCCUUGGUGGACUUUGUGGAACUUCCUGAUAACCACUCAUCCCUGAUUUAUUCCAAUCUCUUGUGUGGGGUGUUGCGGGGAGCCCUGGAGAUGGUCCAGAUGGCUGUAGAAGCCAAGUUUGUCCAGGACACCCUGAAAGGAGACGGCGUGACAGAAAUCCGGAUGCGAUUCAUCAGGCGAAUUGAGGAUAAUCUCCCCGCUGGAGAGGAGUGACCAGCCCUGGGACUUGGAGGUGGCCAGCAGGAGCCCUGUGGGGAUCAGGGAGCCUCAGUGCUCCUUCGGCCUCCAGAACUCAGUGACUCCUUGACAUGGGUGUUGUCUAUUCUUCUAACCUUGUUUCCAUUCUCCGUGCUAAUAAAGGCAGACUGGGAUAGAGCCGUGUGCUCCCCGAGCGUGCGCACUCCAAUGGAAAGUCCUCUCCCUUCCCCCUCCAGAGGGCUGGAUGUCUCAUCCCUGGUUGCACUAGAAAGUGUUCAAGCCAUUUUACAUUCCGGAUGGAAUUUUUCCAAAGCAAAACCCACGCUGACCCCAUGAAGGAGGCCCGGCACACAGACCCUGGGGCCUCCACAAAGCCAUUGGCAAAUGACUAGGGAACCCAGGGGUAUGAGAUGCGGGGAGGAGAGGCUUAGGGUGGGGUGGGAGGAACCACUCGCUGUGGGGUGACACACUGUGGGUCUUGCCAGGAGAGGGGAGCCAGUUGUGCCCCAGGCCGCAUUCCUUCCUGCUGUUUGGAGGGAACAUCUCAUUAUACAGAGGGGCCAUCCUGUUUUUCUUAGAGAUUCUUCAAUAAAGAUCUUCUUGAGUGGAAUCCCAA